GUUCCGGAUAUGUUUAUAUGAGAUCAGUCUUUUCCACGAUCCACGUGCAUCGGUGCGCAUUCGCGGACACAAAUCAAAGAGAAAGAACUGCGUAUAGACUGGGGGGUGACGAUCAUAUGGUUGACGAUCAUCCAAUGAAAUCCUACCGCUUGUGGUUGUGACUUGUGAUUGAUCAGCAUCAGCUGUGUCAUAGUCGUCGGUAGGCGCAGCUGACAUCAAUUUUGGAGUAAUUUGUUCUUGCUUUGUGAUAAAGAAAAAAAGUAUUAUUUAUCAUUUCUACAGUAUCAUCAAGUAAUUCUGACAUAAUGAACAGUUCAUCAGAUCCUCGCCGUCCUGAAAAGGAACUUCGCUACAAGCCUUCUGUUGUAGCCAGCCAAGCUCAACCAGGUGAUGAUUUGACACCAGACUACAUGAACAUUUUAGGAAUGAUCUUCAGCAUGUGUGGUUUGAUGAUGAGGUUAAAAUGGUGUGCAUGGGUUGCACUGUACUGUUCGUGUAUUAGUUUUGCAAACUCAAGAGUCAGCGAUGACACAAAGCAGAUUCUAAGCAGUUUCAUGUUGUCGAUCUCUGCUGUAGUGAUGUCAUAUCUACAGAAUCCACAGCCUAUGACACCGCCAUGGGCAACUGCCAUGCAGUGAAAUAUAUGGAAUAGAAUCUUUGAUUUUAAAAAAGACUUGCUAAAAUAUGAAUUCUAUGGAUGAUGGAAAUUUAUAUUAUGUCUAUACAUUACAGUAAUAGAUAUCUAUAUAUUAUGUAUAAAUAAAAUAAAAAUAGGUAAAUGGAUGUUGAUCAUAAAAUAAACAUAGACAUUUUCAUUUUUAUAACUGCAUUAACAUUAAAAUAUGAUGGAGCAUAUUUGAAAGAUCAAUAAUACUUAAAAAAAUGUGUGCAAAAUUAAUAAAUACUUAAAAAAACAACAAAUGCAUAGUUUCUCUAAAGUUACAACACUACAUUGCUAUUAACAAAUUAUCUUUUAUACUUACAAUUUGUAUAAAUAUUUAAUAAUUUGAAUUUAUUUAUUUCCGUUUAAAUUACAAAAAUAAUUUUUUAAAUUAUGUAAUCAGUAUUUGCAUAUGUACUAUGCAUCUUCGUUUCUUGAUGGCGAGUGCUUUAGUGUAGUUAACAUUAUCGUUCCAAAUGACCAAGCAGCUCUUAAUAUCUUAACAAUAUAAAUAACAAUAAAAUUUUGAUUAGUAAUUCUAAUUAAUUUUUUUACAUUUUACAUACUAAAUUAUUUAUAUUUGAUGACAGUUUUAUAAUGUUUUUCAUGAUUUUUGUAAAAAUAUAUUUGAUAUAAAAAUCUAAGGUUUGAUCAAUUUAAAAAACUUAGAAAAAUGUCUACGUAAUAGAUAAUGAAACGUAAAGAAAUGUAAUAAAAUGUAGUAGAUGUGUAAUAAAAUCUAAAAGAGGUUCGAAUAAAUCGAAUAAAAAGUAUAAAAUAUCAUA
Nasonia vitripennis (jewel wasp) is the source of this 1446-nucleotide messenger RNA. Its product is annotated as protein Asterix. Bases 306 to 638 code for a protein of 110 amino acids. The record is from RefSeq and is a predicted model, not a curated record. The transcript has 3 exons. Gene Ontology annotation, molecular function: protein folding chaperone. NCBI's taxonomy places the organism in Eukaryota, Metazoa, Arthropoda, Insecta, Hymenoptera, Pteromalidae. Gene Ontology annotation, cellular component: endoplasmic reticulum membrane. Gene Ontology annotation, biological process: protein insertion into ER membrane.